AUGGAUGAUGUGCCUGCAGCUCCGGGUGUUGGCAAAGCCAAUGGGAACGGCGCCGCCCCUCCAGAGAUGCCAGCCGCCGCUAUCGGUCACGAGCUCCCAUACGUCGCACCCUCUUCCUACCUUCGUCCCAAACCUCAAAGUCGCAUCGCCAUGCCAGAAUCACAACCGUUCGGGCUUCUGGAUAGAGAUCAAAUGCAAGGCCUGAAUGGCAUCCGCGAGUUCCUGAAGAUCAGGACAAGCUAUGACGUCCUUCCUCUAUCCUUUAGGCUCAUAAUACUAGAUCAAGAUCUGCUCAUCAAGAAGAGCCUCAACAUCCUAAUACAAAACAGCAUAGUUUCGGCACCACUUUGGGACUCUAAAAACUCGACGUUUGCUGGUCUUCUGACCAGUACCGACUACAUAAAUGUCAUUCAGUACUACUGUCAGUAUCCCAGUCGGCUGGACGAGGUGGACCAGUUUCGACUGAGUAGUCUUCGAAAAAUUGAAAAGGCGAUUGGUGUGAUACCGCCUGAGACGAUAUCAAUUCACCCAAUGCGGCCGCUUUACGAGGCCUGCGUCCGGAUGAACGCUACACGCGCCCGUAGGAUACCCCUGAUCGACGUGGAUGACGAGACAGGCAGGGAGACGGUUGUCAGCGUCAUCACACAGUAUCGAAUCCUGAAAUUCAUUGCGGUCAACAACGAAAACUACUCGCAGUUGCUGCGCAAACCGGUUCGCGAAUGUGGCUUGGGCACCUACGAUAAUAUCUUCACUGCACGCAUGAGCCACAGCGUACUAGACGUGAUCAAUCUCAUGGUGUCCUACAGCAUCUCGUCGGUUCCCAUUGUGGACAAGGAUAAUCGAGUAAUCAACGUUUUCGAGGCAGUUGACGUGAUCCCCUGCAUCAAAGGGGGUGUCUAUGACGAGCUGACAGCUACGGUGGGCGAAGCACUCGCAAGGCGGUCGGAUGAUUUCCCAGGAAUCUACACCUGCUUUGAAGACGAUCGUCUAUCCUCCAUCUUCGACACUCUACGAAAGUCCCGGGUGCACCGUUUUAUCGUGAUUGACGAUCAAAGUCACCUGAAGGGCAUCAUCUCACUAUCAGACAUCCUCAAAUACGUGCUUGGCGAUGAGGCGGAAGAGACGGAUGGUUCCAAAGAUGGCAGGAAAUGA
Molecule: messenger RNA, 1152 nt
Organism: Pyricularia oryzae 70-15
Lineage: Eukaryota; Fungi; Ascomycota; Sordariomycetes; Magnaporthales; Pyriculariaceae
Product: nuclear protein SNF4
Exons: 4
Coding region: 1-1152 (383 amino acids)
Source: RefSeq, a predicted model, not a curated record